UUAACCCCUUGGUGCCUGCACCUCCCGACCCUUUAACAGUUUCAGAAGCCUGGAGGCGGGGUGGGGUUUUAGGGUCAUUCAUGGCGGUCACAUGAUCGGAAAGGUCCCGAUCAAAAGAGGAGAUCGGGACCUUUCCGUGAGUAUCGGACAGGUGUGCUGGGAGCACGCAGGGCGCGCGCUCUCAGCACAUAUGUUUUCUUUAUUGCACACAAAUGUGCGGGAAUCCGCUCGGCAUCUAGGCCCAGACGCUGGAGAGGCCACACAUUUGUGUGUGGUCAGUGUGAAGAGGUUAAGG
This is a messenger RNA of Staurois parvus, 295 nucleotides long. The record is from the annotation of a GenBank genome assembly. NCBI's taxonomy places the organism in Eukaryota, Metazoa, Chordata, Amphibia, Anura, Ranidae.